Anoplopoma fimbria (sablefish) is the source of this 4104-nucleotide messenger RNA. It is a transcript of the gene taok2b, whose product is annotated as TAO kinase 2b. Lineage: Eukaryota; Metazoa; Chordata; Actinopteri; Perciformes; Anoplopomatidae. Gene Ontology annotation, molecular function: protein kinase activity; ATP binding. Gene Ontology annotation, biological process: protein phosphorylation. The record is from RefSeq and is a predicted model, not a curated record.
UGAAGCGUAGAAGAAGAGCACUUCCGUUUUCCUUUCGGCUCCCGCCCCGCUCCGCUCCGCCAUCAUGAAGUCCUGAACAAAAAACGGAUGAGACUCGAGCAAAAUGGGGAUAACACGAACUGGAGAUGAAAUCCGCGGACAGCACUAACGUAAUGACAGCACGAAGCGGAGCACGGAGCGGACCCGUGGAGAUUAAUGAACCAGUGUCCCGUUGAACGCGUCCCGGGCAGCUGCUGUCGGUGCGGUAUUGAGCUAGCGGUGCGGCUACCAGCGGCUGGAGCUAGCUAGCCUCUGGUUUUCUGCUGGCUAGUUUAGCUGGCAGGCGUCAGUCAGCUAGCUGUCACUGUAAUUGACUGACACUCUGCUCAUGUCGAGCCGUGCAGACCUGCUAGCUGUCCAAUCGACUGGGAGCAUCAGGAUGGAGAGGACUUUGAGUCAAAGCAUCGACAGACACAAUGUGGUUUGUUCGUGUUGAAUAGACACCAGUGCCGAGGAAAAGGGGAGUGAGACCAAUAUUUCCCAGCCGGGCCGGUUAGCUAGCUCUAGGGCUAGCUACAGUGGAUCCCAUAAGCCACGGCGCUGGCCAUGCCUUCGAGUGUGCGGGCCGGGAGCCUGAAGGACCCGGAGGUGGCUGAGCUCUUCUUCAGGGAGGACCCUGAGAAGCUCUUCACGGACCUGAGGGAGAUCGGCCAUGGGAGCUUCGGAGCAGUCUACUUUGCCCAUGACAUCCGCACAAAUGAGGUGGUGGCCAUCAAGAAGAUGUCCUAUGGUGGCAAACAGUCCAAUGAGAAAUGGCAGGAUAUCAUCAAGGAAGUGAAGUUCCUCCAGAAACUGCGCCACCCAAACACCGUUGAGUACCACGGCUGCUACCUGAGAGAGCACACAGCAUGGCUGGUGAUGGAGUACUGCCUGGGCUCAGCUUCUGACCUCUUAGAAGUCCACAAGAAACCCCUCCAGGAGGUGGAAAUAGCUGCCAUAACCCAUGGUGCAUUGCAGGGAUUGGUGUAUCUUCACUCUCACAACAUGAUUCACAGGGAUGUGAAGGCAGGAAACAUCUUGCUAACAGAGCCGGGUCAGGUCAAACUGGGAGACUUUGGCUCUGCCUCCAUCGUUGCCCCGGCCAACUCCUUCGUAGGAACACCUUACUGGAUGGCCCCUGAGGUGAUUCUGGCCAUGGACGAGGGUCAGUACGAUGGGAAGGUGGAUGUGUGGUCACUUGGCAUCACCUGUAUAGAGCUGGCGGAAAGGAAGCCUCCUCUGUUCAACAUGAAUGCUAUGAGUGCCUUAUACCACAUCGCCCAGAAUGAGAGCCCUGUGCUGCAGUCUAAUCACUGGUCGGAUUAUUUUCGAAAUUUUGUGGACUCCUGUUUGCAGAAGAUCUCCCAGGACAGACCUACCUCUGAUGUGCUGCUGAAGCACCAUUUCCUAUGCAGAGAGCGUCCCGUGACAGCUGUAAUGGACCUGAUCGCCCGCACCAAGGAUGCUGUCCGCGAGCUGGACAACCUUCAGUACCGGAAGAUGAAGAAAAUCCUCUUCCACGAGGCCCUCAACGGCCCCGCACCAGAGGGAGGCGAUGAGGAAGAGGAUGUGGAGCAGUACAUGCUGCGCACCGGCACAGUCAACAGCAUGGAGAGCUCCCACUCUCUGCCCUCCAUGUCAAUCAGUGCCAGCUCCCAAAGCAGCUCGGUCAACAGCCUGGCAGACGGCUCUGACGACAGCGGGGAGAUGGCCAUGAUGCAGGAGGGAGAGCACACCGUCACCUCCAACAGCUCCGUCCUGCACAAACCCCUGAGCCAUGACAACAUCUACGAUGAUCCGUAUCAGCCCGAGGUUGACCCACAGCGAGAAGCUUUAUCUGCCGCUGUUGGUGGUGGUGGUGGCGGGGGGCGUCGUCGGGGCAGAGACCAUUUUGCCACCAUCAGGACAGCCUCGCUGGUCACCCGUCAGAUCCAGGAACAUGAACAAGGCUCCGCCCUCAGAGAGCAGAUGUCGGGAUACAAGCGAAUGCGGCGGCAGCACCAGAAGCAGCUGAUGGGCUUGGAGAACAAGCUGAAGGCAGAGAUGGAUGAGCACCAGCUGAGGCUGGACAAAGAGCUGGAGAAUCAGAGGAACAGCUUCUCAAUGGAGGGAGAAAAGCUCUCUAAGAAGCACUUGGCCAUCCUGGACAAGGAGACAAAGGCGGUCCUGACUGAGGAGAAGAAGUUCCAGCAGCACAUACUGGGCCAGCAGAAGAAGGAGUUAACGGGUCUGCUGGAGUCCCAGAAACGCCAAUAUCGACAACGCAAAGAGCAGCUCAAAGAGGAACUGAAUGAGAACCAGUCAACACCAAAGCGAGAGAAACAAGAGUGGUUGGUGCAUCAGAAGGAGUGUCUGCAGCAGCUGCAGGCGGAGGAAGAGGCGGGCCUGCUGCGGCGGCAGAGGCAGUAUUAUGAGCUGCAAUGUCGCCAGUACAAGAGGAAGAUGCUUCUGGCACGCCACAACCUGGAGCAGGACCUGCUCCGAGAGGACCUGAACAAGAAGCAGACUCUGAAGGACUUGGAGUGCGCGAUGCUCCUCCGUCACCACGAGUCCACCCAGGAGCUGGAGUUCCGCCAGCUGGGCUUGGUGCAGCGUACGCGGGCCGACCUCAUCCGCACGCAGCACCAGACGGAGCUCACCAACCAGAUGGAGUACAACAAGAGGCGCGAGCAGGAGCUGCGUCAGAAACACGCCGUGGAGGUCCGCCAGCAGCCCAAGAGCCUCAAAUCCAAAGAGCUGCAGAUUAAGCGCCAGUUCCAGGACACCUGUAAGAUCCAAACCCGGCAGUACAAGGCCCUGCGCAACCACCUGCUGGAGAACACGCCCAAGUCGGACCACAAGGCCGUGCUGAAGCGCCUGAAGGAUGAGCAGACUCGUAAGCUGGCCAUCCUGGCAGAGCAGUAUGACCACUCCAUCAAUGACAUGCUGUCUACACAGGCUCUGAGAUUGGAUGAGACCCAGGAAGCGGAGUACAAAGUGCUGCGUAUGCAGCUGCAGCAGGAGCUGGAGCUGCUUAACGCCUACCAGAGCAAGAUCAAGAUCCACACCGACACGCAGCACGACAGGGAGGUCAAGGACCUGGAACAGAGGGUGUCCAUCCGCCGCGCCCUGCUGGAGCAGAGGAUCGAGGAAGAGAUGCUGUCCCUGCAGAACGAGCGCUCAGAACGCAUCCGGACCCUCCUGGAGCGGCAGGCCAGCGAGAUCGAGUCCUUCGACUCGGAGAGCCUGCGUCUGGGCUUCAGCAACAUGGCGCUGACGGGCAUCCCCAGCGAGGCCUACCCCAUGCAGGGCUACUCCAACGUCCCCCCCAGCUCCCGCUCCGCCGGCCACUGGAGCCACGGCAUGCAGCCGCCGCCGCCGCCGCCGCCGCAGCAGCAGCAGCAGCACUCCCGCCGCAGCCACAACAGCAGCAGCAGCGGCAUCAGCAGCGGCGGCCGGCGCGGGGACCGCCGCAGCGAGUCCUCCUCCUCCUCCUCCUCCUCCCACGCCUUGGGGUUGGCCCUGGGGCUGGGCCGAGACCGAGACGGGCGGGGAGAGGUGCACCACUCGUCUCGCUCCUCCGCCUCCUCCUCCUCGUCCUCCUCCUCCUCCUCCUCCCACCACCAGCGGCACCACCUGCCCCAGCACUACCACCACCAGAGCACGCCGCAGCUCUACCGCGAGCGGGAGCGCGACCGGGAGCGGGAGCGGGAGAAGGAGCGGGAGCGGGAGUGGGUGGGAGCGCGAGGCGGCUCCGGCGGCGACCUGGCCCACCCGCACCCCCUGCCCUUCUCCCAUCACCUGCCCUCGCGCUCCUCCUCCCAGUCCCUGGCCAUGCUACCUCCGCCUCCUCCAGCCCCUCCCUCCAUCUCCGGGCCCUCCUCCUCUUCCUCCUCCUCCUCCUCCUCAGGGGGCAUCUACUCCGGAGCCGGGCUGGGUGUGCGCGGGGCCCCCAGCUUGAUGGCCCUGAGGAACAGCCCCCAGCCCCUGAGGAGGACGGCGUCCGGCGGAGGGCCCGGAGGAGCCGGGGGCAGCGACGGCGUCCUGAGCAGAAGCACCUCGGUCACCUCCCACAUCUCUAACGGCUCCCACCUCUCCUACUCCUAG